AUGUCCGGCAGGAUCGUCAUCGUUGGGGCCGGAUUCGCAGGUGUCUGGAGUGCCCUUGCGGCCAAACGUCUCAUCAACAUCCACAGCCAGGCCGAAGCAUUCAAAGUCACUGUCUUAGCUCCACAGCCAUCUCUUGUCAUGCGACCACGACUUUACGAAGAGGAUCCGUCGAGCAUGAGCCAGGAUCUCGAACCACUAUUCAAGGCAUGCGGCAUCGAAUUCAUCCAUGGUAGCGUCGAUGAUAUCGAUGUCCACUCCCACACAGUUUCUUAUAGGUCCAGCGCAGGCACAGAGCAUCUUGCCUCGUAUGACCGUCUCAUUCUUGCAGCUGGAAGCUCGGUUGUUCGGCCAAAGCAAAUAUCUGGACUUGAGCAGCAUGCGCAUGAUGUUGAUUCGAUGGAAGGCGCCGUCAAACUCGAAGUGCAUCUCAACCGCCUUGGAAGCUAUCCAUCAACCACUGCUCGCGACACUGUCGUCGUAUGCGGCGCUGGUUUCACUGGAAUUGAGCUAGCGACAGAAUUGCUCAAACGUCUGAGUUCAAUCCAGAAUCCGCGAGUUAUCUUGGUGGAGGCGGCGGGAGUGCUUGGUCCAGAGCUGGGACCGGGUCCUCGACCUGUCAUCACCCAAGCACUGGAAGAGCUUGGCAUAGAACUCAGACUCGCCUCGCCUAUUACAGCGGUCGAUUCAGGAGGUGUUCAGCUUGCUACUGGCGAGAAAAUCGAGACUAUGACGACCAUUUGGACCGCGGGAGUGCGGGCAACACCUUUGACGCAGAAGAUCCAUGGGCCCAAGGAUAAGCUAUCGCGCCUUCACGUCGACCGCUACCUGCGUGCCACAUCAUCAGAGCACGUUUUUGCUACUGGAGAUGCUGCUUGUGCUGCUUCUGACAACGAUGGUCACUAUGCAUUGAUGUCCUGCCAGCACGCUCUUCAGCUUGGCCGUGUUUCGGGAUACAAUGCCGCCGCAGACCUCCUGGGACUUCCUCUUUACGAGUACAAGCAGGAAUCCUAUAACUGUUGUCUUGAUCUUGGCGCAUGGGGAGCCGUCAUUACGGGUGGUUGGGAAAGAAAAGUACGGCUUACAGGGGAGCCGGCGAAGCAGGCCAAGAUGUAUAUCAAUCAGACGUUGAUAUACACACCUGAGGACUGUCAUCGGGCGAUGGAAGCGGCCACGCCUGUCGGACCUGACUCUGACGAGUUAUUCAAGCAAAUCAUGGAGGCCUUUAAAAAAGGGUUGAUUUCAUGA
Messenger RNA from Colletotrichum scovillei, 1245 nucleotides. RefSeq lists its product as uncharacterized. Gene Ontology annotation, molecular function: NADH dehydrogenase activity. The record is from RefSeq and is a predicted model, not a curated record. The coding region runs from base 1 to 1245 and encodes 414 amino acids. The transcript has a single exon. NCBI's taxonomy places the organism in Eukaryota, Fungi, Ascomycota, Sordariomycetes, Glomerellales, Glomerellaceae.